Molecule: messenger RNA, 829 nt
Organism: Eremomyces bilateralis CBS 781.70
Lineage: Eukaryota; Fungi; Ascomycota; Dothideomycetes; Eremomycetales; Eremomycetaceae
Exons: 2
Coding region: 26-508 (160 amino acids)
Source: RefSeq, a predicted model, not a curated record
AGUCAUAAUAAUUGUCUCUUCAAACAUGAUGAGACUCAGCCCGGUUGCUUUGGUUAAGCUAAAACACUGCCUUACUGGUGCUGCCGUUUUACUCUUAUUUUGCACCGAAUUAUGGUUCCAUCGAAGCACGACCAGCAGUUUAGGAACGGCACUUACACAUGGGCCUCAUCUUAGAGACUCCGCAUCGAACGAAACGCUUGGUUUCGAAAAGAUUCUCGCACUCUCUUCACGCCGCGGAUGGCGUAUACAAGGCAUCCAAGCUGCAGCCCAGCUUACCGGUCUACAAGUCGACAUCCCGGUUCUACCUCGCAACCCGAAGGAGUUUAUAUCAGCCUUUGAGAACCUAGAAGAGGACUUGGGGUCUCUAAAACCACCCCAUGGCUCUGCUACAACCUGGUUGUCGCACUUGGACAUGCUCAAAUAUGUUGUCUUCUCGCAGUUUCAGACCGCAUUAGUCCUUGAGGAUGAUGUCGACUGGGACCUGGAUAUCCGCCACCAGAUGAUCUAAAUUUCGCAGAACGUGCGCAAUUUCACAAAUACAUCAUCAACAGACAAGAGCCCGUACGGUGGCCACUGGGACGUUUUGUGGAUCUGACAUUGCGGGGAGCAGUCGGACGAGGCAGGGACAAAGUACCUCGAAUAUGCGGAUAGGACUGUUAUCCCCACUAAUCUCUAUGAUGACUGGUCGAAAAGUAUUGGAUCGGGAACAUCACGUCCGGUCACCGUCGAGUUCAAAAGCCAGUGCGGCCCGUAUUCACAUUCGGGUAUGGUGUCACCAAAAGCAGUGCGCAAAAGAUCCUGUUAUAUGCUGGUAGCGGAGGAAACGAAG